UUUGAUGUUUCUUAUGUUAAGGAACUAAAAAAGGUAACCUCAGACUUGAUAAAGUCCAAGGUCACAUGUCAACAUAGUAUCAGAGAAGAAAACAUCAAUUUAACAAUUAAAGAACAGAAGUUACAAGAACUUCAAGAAAGACUCAACAUGGAGUUGGAAUUAAAUAAGAAGAUUCAUGAAGAGAUUAUCCAAAUUCAAGAAGAAAAACAGGAUAUCAUCAUUUCUUUCCAACAUAUGCAGCAGUUACUUGAGCAACAGACUCAAGUUAAUACUGAACUGGAAGCAGAAUUGAAGGUGAUAAAAGAAGACAAACAGACCCUUGAAAGAGAUAAUGAGCUGCAAAGGGAGAAGGUAAAAGAAAAUGAAGAAAAGUUCCUUAAUCUUCAAAAUGAGCAUGAGAAAGCACUGGGAACUUGGAAAAAGCAUGUUGAAGAACUUAAUGGAGAAAUUAAUGAGAUUAAAAAUGAGUUAUCAUCACUUAAAGAAACUCAUAUUAAGUUACAAGAACAUUACAAUAAAUUAUAUGAUCAGGAAAAGUCUGAAGAUGACAAGUUUCAGAAUUUUCCAGAAGUAAAUGCUGAAAACAGUGAAAUGUCAAUUGAAAAAUUAGAAAAUACCAUCAUACGGAAUUCUGGGCAAGAAAUAAGGGAAGAAAAUAUUGUGAAUUUUUGUUCGGAUACUAAAUGUAGAGGAGAGGAGGGAAAGAAAGAAGGCCCAUUUAUAGAAGAAAUCAUUAUAGAAGAUUUACAGCUUUUGGACAAAAGCUCCAAGGAUGACAUUGAUAUUACUGUACCUCAGGAUGAAAAGCAAAGCAAAGCCAUCUGCAAUGAAAAAGAACUAAGUAGUCAAGGACAGACCUUGAAUAUUACUGACUGUAGAAAAGCAGUUACUUCAGAAAUAAAAGACAAGGUGGAAUUGGAAGACAAUGGAUGUACUUCUUCAGUGGCAGAUACACCAAUAGAAAAAGUAAACCUAGAAAGAACUGAAGGAUUAGAUCUUCACCAUGCAAAUGUCCAUCUAGAGGUUGACAAUAUCAGAUCAUCACUUAAUAACAGUAUCUUAAAUGAGAUGACCUGCAGUAUAAAUAAGGAUGUUUCUGAAGAUGAAUCAUUCACACAGUUUGGAGUGCUCCCAGGGAUUCAAGAAAAUGCCAUAGAGAAGGAAAUUACAAGUAAUGAUCAAACCAAAGUAGAUUUAGACUCAUCUCUAAAUGUAAAAAAGAAUCCAGUUCAGUGUCAAAAAUACAAAUUACAGGAUUCAAAUAAUAUGUUAGAUGAUGAACAGUGUAAAACAGAACAGGUAUCACUGUUAAAUAAAAAAAGUGAGUGCAGUGUAUUGCCAUUUAAACAAGUUUCAGAUUUUCCACAAACUUGUAACACCUCAGAGAAACCUCAACUAACUAUUCCGUGUGUCACAUCAGUCAACCACCCCAUGUCAUCUACUGUUUUCAGUGAUAACUUGAAAGUACUUCUUAAGAAAUCAGAUAUAAAUGUUAAUAUUAGGCCUUUGUUGGUGAAACCCAACUCAAACCCUGGGGAGAGAACUAUUUGGAAAAAUCUGAAUGAGAUGCGAAGCAGUCAGUCGAAGAACUGUUUGGGAUAUUUAGAAAACAACAUGACCAUUUCCCAUCUUCAGGUUAACAAUGAGAAUAUAGGUGCCUCACAAGCCAAAGACAUGAAAGCUGCUUUUCACUCAAAAACCUCCACACACAAACAGUUUUCUAACAAAGAGAGUCAGAUUGAUGAGAAUCAGGUAACUGAAGCCACAAAAAAUGAUCUUUUUGUGAAUGUUAACGAAGGACAGCAUACAUUGUUAAAUAAUAUAGAAAAAACAGUGUCAUUAAAUGACAUCACUUCAGGAAAAUUUUACCAUGAAGAACAGCUGGAAGAAUCAUGUUCGUUUUACAUAAAGCCAUCUGGAGAUUCAGUCAACAGAGGUGGAAAGUCAGUCUUUGAUCUUUCAAUUUCAGAUAAAAAAACUGAGAAAACGUCAGUAUAUGUGAAUUCUUUAGACCCCAGUCCUUGGUCAAAAGUAAAUCAAAUUGAAAGUCAAACAGAUAGCACUUCAACUUCUAGCAUUCCUUUAGUGCUGAAGGGGAGACCCACAAGUCCGUCAGAAAACAAAAAGAUUGUUUCAGUAACGUUUUGUAACAGUGUUGCUGAGGAUGUCAGGAAGGAUAUUGGACCAGAUACUACCAUUAUCGGAGCUGCUGACACUUUGAAUAACACCAGUAUCCAUCCAGAUCCCAAGGGAGAGCCCACUGAAGAGAGGAAUGUAACUGCAAAGACUUAUGAUUCUUCUUUUCCCACAGAACAUGUGAAAACAAAGCCUCUGAAACCAACUCUGCUACGAAGCUAUCUGCAGGCAGUUAAGGUUGAAGAUACUACUGAUUUGACUGCAUCUUCUACUGUUGCUGAUGACUGGCAGAGCCUGCUAACAAAUCAAAUAAAUGAAAUAGAAAAGUUACUAAGCUUAGAAAAUGACAACCAAACUAGUAAAAGAAAAGCAGAAGAGAUGUUGGAAAAAAUAACAGAUGAAAAUAACAUUGAUGAUAAAUGCUUUCCCUGGUGA
Manis pentadactyla (Chinese pangolin) is the source of this 2571-nucleotide messenger RNA. It is a transcript of the gene CCDC73, whose product is annotated as coiled-coil domain containing 73. The transcript has 9 exons. Lineage: Eukaryota; Metazoa; Chordata; Mammalia; Pholidota; Manidae. The annotation marks the transcript as partial. The record is from RefSeq and is a predicted model, not a curated record.